Molecule: messenger RNA, 1854 nt
Organism: Echinococcus granulosus
Lineage: Eukaryota; Metazoa; Platyhelminthes; Cestoda; Cyclophyllidea; Taeniidae
Product: Lamin-B2
Exons: 8
Coding region: 1-1854 (617 amino acids)
Source: RefSeq, a predicted model, not a curated record
AUGAGUUUAGCCUGUGAAACAAUGCACAGUCAUGGCAACCUACUUUUAAAAAAGGGCACACGUAUCGUUCAUAACAUCUUUUCCCUACAGUUUUUAAGGAGCAUGUCAGCACGUCCGAAGAAAUCUAAGCAAAUGCUGCCCACAUCUGAAAAAGUCGCCACACCGAAGAAGGCGGAUCAUUCCCGCGCCACUUCGUCCACUGGGACUUCUGCUUCUGAAAGUACCGAGUACAGGUCACCUAGCCCCCUUAAUAUCAGCCGAGUCGAUGAAAAAGAGGAAUUGGCCCACCUGAAUGACCGCCUCGCCUCAUACAUUGACUAUGUGCGCAAGUUAGAACGCGACAAGGAGUGUCUAACACGCCGUAUAUCAACCAUCUCUGAGGAACGUCUCUCUCAGAUCGAUGAGGCUAGAAAAACCUACGAGAAAGAGAUCACCUCAUUGCGUCGCCUUGUCGAUGAUUUGGCCAAGGAAAAGGCUGCUAAGGAUGUAGAACUUAAAAAGCACAUUGAUGACAUGAAUGAAGCAAAGGCCAAGCUUUGCAAACGCGACGCUGAAGUUCGUUGUCUUCAGCUCAAAUUUGACGCACUCGAACGUGAUGUUGCUGUGUAUAAACAGAAUCAUGAGCGCUAUCAACGGCUUUGUCCUGAAUAUGAUGAAAUGGAAAAGAAGUUGGAGGCUACACGCAAAGGUCUUGAAGCCGAAACGGUUUUGCGCACAGACCUUGAAAACAAGGUUGCUAGUUUGCGGGAGGAACUGGACUUCAAGGACCGUCUCUUCCAGGAGGAACGAUCAAAGCUUGUCAUGCGCACUCUUACUGUUGAGGAGGAGGUUGAAGAUAGAAAGGCUGCUGAGUUCGAAUCGCGCCUGGCUGAUGAACUCCAGGCUUACCGACAGCAGACUAAUGAUGAGCUACAGCAGUAUCGUAUUCAAAUGGAAACUACGUUUCAGACGAAAUUGGAGCAACUACAGCAGGCCAAUGUAGAAGCUAACAAAGACAGUGGCAGGCUGAAUGAUGAGUUGCUGGUUAUGCGUCGACGUUGUGACGACCUCUGCCAUGAGUUGGCCAAAAAGACGCGCGAGGUAGACCUUCUGCAGAACCGCGUGCAUGACCUUGAGAACCUGCUUAACAAGGCCCAUGACGACUACCAGGCUCAGCUUGCAGCCGAGCGGGAUGAAAUUAAGCGGCUCAAGACUGAGCUUGAACAACGAUUCGCCGAGUUCACUGAUCUCAUGAACACGAAAGUUGCCUUGGAUCAGGAGAUUCUCAUGUACCGGAAGAUGCUUGAGGGUGAGGAGUCGCGUUUAAAUCUCACUUCACCGAAACGCGCCAGUCCGUUCAGCGGUGCCUACAUGGGUACCAAGAGGCGUCGACUUGAUUCCGGCGACGAGGUGGAGGACGACUCGGGCUUGUAUGGGUCUCAGUUCGCUUUCCGUGUAUCGACCUCAGCCAUCGGCGACAUAGAGUUCACGGCUGAUCAAGACGGCUCUGGAAGAUGGAUUAAGUUGAUUAACGUCGCAAAAGAUGACAUUAACAUUGGCAACUGGGUUUUGAAGCAUCAAGCUGAUGGCGAAGAGGUGACCUACAAAUUCGGUCGCACUUUUAACAUGAAGCCUGGAAGCACCUGCACUAUCUGGGGUAGCGAUUCGGAUGCCACUCACAAUCCACCGGAAACUGUCGUUAUGAAGAAUCAGACUUUUCACUCUGGAGCAAAUAUCACCAUAACACUUAUCAGUGAGGACGAGAAGGAGCAAGCCUCAUGCUUGAUUGUUCGCGAGUGCACGCGGCCAAAGAUAAGUUCAAGGAGAUUCCGUGCUGGCGCCACAAAAUCGGAAGAGAAAUGCUCUCUGAUGUAA